Molecule: messenger RNA, 738 nt
Organism: Ostertagia ostertagi
Lineage: Eukaryota; Metazoa; Nematoda; Chromadorea; Rhabditida; Trichostrongylidae
Source: the annotation of a GenBank genome assembly
AUGUCGUCGCCUCCACCAUGGUAUGCAUCGAACUCACUUCAAUCAGCAGUACUACAAGCAUGGAAGACCGUGGUGGGACCGGCGGUUCUGUUAGCGUUCGCAUCAGCGGCUGGAUUUUCGUUCGCUGAUUACGGAAUUCCUGAUGAACGCUAUGACAACAAAGCGUAUUUGCAUAAGGAAUUUGAGCAUGAAAGCGAUAGUGCUGACGGUUGGGAAACAUUGGUGGAAGAGGAAGACUUGAAAGUUUAUAGAAGACGUGUGCCUGGCAAAUACGAAAUGUACGAAUACAAAUGCGUGGGAUCAUAUUACGAUAUUAGUCCGAAUUAUUUUCUUGACGUACAGAACGAAGUGGAAUUCAGAAGAGAAUGGGAUAGUAAUGUAAUGUGCUUGGAACUGUUGAAGGAGGAGAAUGAGCACGAGCUAAUACGUUGGGUGCAGAGGUAUCCAUAUCCGUUGUAUCCUCGAGAAUACGUGUAUGCACGAAGAACGUGGGUUUCUGAGGAUUCUCAUACAAUCAUUGUUGACAGUGAGGUUGUUCCAACACAUCUGAUCCCAGGAAGUCCAAAAAACGUCCGGGUGGCUACGUAUCGCUCUCGAAUGGCUGUAAGAUCGCAUAAGGAGCUAGACGACCACGGUCUUGAUUUUGUCCUAACCUACUUCGACAAUCCUGAAGCAAACAUACCACGGUCUGUGUAUAAUUGGAUGGUUAAUCAUGGAGGGCCUUAUUUUUUGCGACAG